This is a messenger RNA of Trichogramma pretiosum, 3913 nucleotides long. Its product is annotated as phospholipase DDHD1-like. Bases 668 to 2512 code for a protein of 614 amino acids. Gene Ontology annotation, molecular function: glycerophospholipase activity; metal ion binding. The transcript has 11 exons. Gene Ontology annotation, cellular component: cytoplasm. Lineage: Eukaryota; Metazoa; Arthropoda; Insecta; Hymenoptera; Trichogrammatidae. The record is from RefSeq and is a predicted model, not a curated record.
CGUCGGCGGCACACACAGUCGUCGGUUUCGCUCGCGCUCGCGUUUCGCGCGCGGCUUUAUAAUGUCAGCUUGAAAAACGUCGGCUCGAGCGCGCCGCACAUUGCGUAUAUCAUAACACCGUGCGGUCUUUUUUUUUUAUUUUCUCUGUUUCUUCUCGUCGAAGGACGCGAUUACGAUUGGGAUUUAAUAUAUGUAGUUUGAAGUUGGUUUGUGAAGGAAGUAUUGCAGGAGCUGUGCAACCUUGACUGCAUUGAAAAAGGUAUAAAAUAUAUAAAUCGAUAGAAUUAUUUAAGUCGUGUUGCUCUGCGUGCGUCAUUCUCGCUCUGGCAGUCAUGCUCCAAGGAAGCUUACCGCUGCAAGUAUCGUCUUCUUCGAUCUGCGCUUCUCUUCAUUUUCCUAUGCUUGUUUUUUUCCCCGUUCCUUCUCUCGUGCGUGACGCGUGUGCGCGAGGGGGAUAAUCGCGCUGCUCCACUACACCUCUAGAAGCUCGAGCAAGCGCAACUGAUAAAAAUAAUAAAAUAUCCAACGAUUUGGUGGGCAGUUUCUCGAUUGCUGGCGCUUCUGGGACUGCUGCUACGGCUGGCCGGAGUCGUCGCCGCAGGUGCUGCUGACGACCUACGAGUUUCUGCUGCUGCUGCUCGUCGGAGCCUGCUGCGUCCUGGGCAGGAUGUCGCUGCUCGGCGACGUCGAUCCCUUCAGCGAGACCCCCCUGGAGACCGACAUCACCCACGGCGAUUUAACAAUAAAAUACAAUUUGAGAGGUUUGUUGGAAGAUGUCGAUGAUAAACCAGACACUGAUUUACCCAAGCAAUCACCGUACGCGUCACCUUUAUUACCAGAAGAAGUUAGAUGGCUUUACAGAGAUGACAUAAACAAAAUUUGGAUAGAAUUUUGUGGAUAUGACAGUUUGCGAAUCGAAAACUCGUGGAGAGAAAUCCAGAGCAGAAGUAGUGAAAACGGAAACAACAGUGAUAAUUUUGUUAACAAUGUGAAAAUUGUUGUUCGAGGUGGAAUGUAUGAAGUUGACUUGGAACAAAAGAAGUGUGUCUCAAUAUACUGGCCAGGGGAAGAGUGGGAAAUCACCAGAGGAACAUGGUUUUAUAGUGGGAGCUGGAUUCCUUUAGAUUCAGAAUAUUCAGAUGAAAUAGAAAAAGCUCACUUAAGAUUGUUUGAAAAACAAGCGCUUACUCAAUCAAGUUCUACUCCAGAAUUUGGAACACCAUCUCAUUCAUAUAAAAUACUCCACACUGUGCACUUUCCUCAACACCAUAUAGACUGGCAUGCAAUAAAUGAUGUAGUAAUUUACAGUGAAUAUACACCAAGUAAAUUAAUGCGCAGUGUAACAUCAAAAUUUGGUUUUGCAAAAAGUACUGGCUACAGACUAUUAAGAGGGUAUAAGGAACCAGCCUCCAUGGAUGACAAACAAGAUGAUAUUGAUCACUUGGUAUUUGUUGUUCAUGGAAUUGGUCAAAAAAGAGAUACAGGGAAGAUUAUCCGUAAUACCUCUAUGUUCAGAGAGUGCGUUGAUAAAAUGCAGCAAAAGUAUUUUCCCAGUUCUUUGCAUCGAGUAGAAUUUUUUCCUGUUGAAUGGAGAUCAUCUUUGAAACUUGAUGGAGAUAUUGUUGAUGCCAUUACUCCAUACAGUGUAUUGGGAAUACGAACACUUCUAAAUACAUCUGCUAUGGAUAUAUUGUACUAUACAAGUCCUCUUUAUGGAGGAGAAGUAAGAGCUGGACUUCAAAGAGAACUGAAUAAACUAUAUUACGAAUUUACAAAAAGGCACCCUGGAUGGCAAGGAAAAGUUUCCAUUUUAGCACAUUCAUUGGGAUGUGUAAUUGUAUAUGAUAUUGUAACUGGAUGGGUUGGCUUUGAAACUAGACCACCAGGGUCACCUGAAAGAUCUUCAGAAGGUCUACAUUUUCCUAUUGAAAACUUAUUUUGUAUGGGUUCUCCUUUAUCCGUAUUUUUGGCUUUACGCACUCGUACGCCGUCCAAUAGAUUAGAUUAUGUGCCAGAAUAUUUAUGCAAACGUUUUUAUAAUAUAUUUCAUUGGUCGGAUCCUGUGGCAUACAGAAUGGAACCAUUAUUAGAAAGAGGGUAUAGUAAAGUAGAACCGGUCUUGAUUUCCCCUCACGGAGGAGUUGACUCGCAAAUUGAAUCUGCUGAGAGCCAACCAUCUUCAUUGCUAACAAAUAAUGACGAUCCUAGUAAUCCAUUAUCAGACACAGAUGAUAAAGAAGACAACAGCCCUGGUGAUACACCAAGUAAAGGAUGGAGUUUAUGGAAUAUAGUAAGAGCUGGCUGGACUGUAAAAGAAGGCUCGUCACCGACACCUGACAAUCCACCUAUUCAGCCUGAUCAAGAAUUAUCUCAACGAUUAGAUUAUGUGUUACAAGCUGUAGGCAUUGGCAGAAACUAUUUAUAUAGUGUGACAGCUCAUACAGCAUAUUGGUCUAACUGCGAUGUGGCCUACUUUGUUCUAACAAGGAUUUUUCCAUCAUUGGAAACUUGAUGUAAGCAUGUGAUAAUUGUUGAAAAAUUUCGUCAAGCCAUGUUGGAAGUUACUAGUCUAACGAAAGCCUUGUUGGCCUAAUCUUGUAAAUAAGGGCUGCCACCAAAACUAAUCUGUGAUAAUGCCUAAACGAUACAAUAAUAGAGAAAAAUAAAAUUUUUCACUUUUUUGUUGUAGUUUAUGCGAAAAAUAAUUAAUUUCUAUUUGUUGACCCACGAAUCUUUUACAAUUAUGGCGAAUAAACAAGUAAAAUAUUCCAUUUACUACUAAGAAUUUUGUUUAUUCUGUUUAUUGUUAAAUUUAUAACUACAUUGUAAAAUGAUUUAUGGUAAAAAUAAUAGUACAUUUUAAGGAAUUGAAAACAGUUUAUUGAUUAAUAACUUUGAGAAGUUUUUGAUAAAUUGUAUAGAACAUUAACACAAUUAAAAAAGCUUGAACUCAACUUAAAAAGUGAGUAUAAAAAGAUAUAAUUACAUCUUUUAAUUAACACCAAAAAUUAAAUAAUCUCAUUCCUGUAAUUGUGGAACAUAAAAAUUGGUAAAUUCAUUUAAUACGUUUUUUAUAUUACAAUAUUUUGUAUGCUGUUUGACAGAAAUUUCAAAGACUUUAAAAUCAUAUCCAUGCAUAAUAAGUUUCAUAAAAUGAUCAUUAUGAUUUACUCAAAUAUUCAGAAAUAUUAAACGUCAAAUUUUAAUAAUUAAGUUUCGAAACCAUAAAUUUAAGUAUUUUUCGGAAAGUAGACAUAACAUUGUUUUAAUGCCAAAAUUUCAGAAUGAAAAAGAAAUAUGUCAAGACGUGCUAAAUGUUAGAAUAAGAUUUUGAUUGCAUUAUAAUAAUACUAUUUUGAAUUAUAUAUGGUCAAUGUUUGAUACUUUUCUAAUUAAUUCAAAUGAUAUAAGUAUGUUGCAAUGAUAAAUUUGAGUAUAAAUACAUGUAUAAAUUUCCAUAUAUCUAUAAUGUGUAAUGAGUAAAUUUUUAAUAAGGAAUGUGUUAAAGUGAGUUAUGUUCAUUAUUGCUGUUAAAAUAUUUCUGCGUAGUUAGAUAUGGGAUAAAUUGUAAAUGUUAAAUUUUGAAAAUGUUUACUAAAUUAUUAAUAACACAAAAAUGAUAACAUAUAUUUCUGAUGAUUUAUGAAAAAAUUAUGAAUUCAUGAAUGUUAUUCUCGUUGUAAGUUUCUUUAUUGAUUUGGUUUAAAUUUAAAUAUAAUAUUAUAUUUUUGUUAAAAAAUGAUUGUGGAGCAUAUGGUAUUAACAAAACAACUAACUUAUGUUUCUUAUUGUCUUAUUUUCAAUUUAUUAUAAAAAAUGUGACGUGUUAUGUGAAUGUUACUAAUGUAGGAAUUUUUAAUUUUAUAUUGUUAAUAAAAAUGUAUGCAUUAGGUAUGCAAGUAUUAAUUUGAAA